Molecule: messenger RNA, 758 nt
Organism: Gastrolobium bilobum
Lineage: Eukaryota; Viridiplantae; Streptophyta; Magnoliopsida; Fabales; Fabaceae
Product: protein RESPONSE TO ABA AND SALT 1-like
Exons: 1
Coding region: 1-642 (213 amino acids)
Biological process (GO): DNA-templated transcription
Molecular function (GO): sequence-specific DNA binding
Source: RefSeq, a predicted model, not a curated record
AUGUUGGUCGAGCAAUCAUUUGAGGCCUUCUACGAUGAGUGGCUUGUGCGACAACAGAACAUGCUAGAACAGCUUCUGAGCGUGUCAGCCAUGCCCGAUUCUCCAACCAAAAUUGACCACCAGAAAAUGUUAAUCGAACAAGUCCUCUCUCAUUACCAGGAAUAUUUGGAAGAGAAAUCAAAGGUAGCUAACGUUGAUGUCUUCCUUCUUUUCUCGCCGACUUGGCUCUCUGCAUACGAGCGAGCUUUGCUUUGGAUUGGGGACUACAAGCCCUCCCUGAUUCUCCGCCUUGCAGACGGCGGCGUUGAGGGGUUAACGACGGAGCAGAAGCAGAUGAUAGAGCAAUUGACGAAUGAGACUAAGAGAGCGGAGAGAGAGGUGUCGGAGGCAAUGGCCGGCGUUCAAGAGAGCGUGGCGAAACCGCGCGUGGUGGGAUGCUCCGCGAUUGAAGGGCUCAAGAAGCCCCUGAUGGGUGUUUCCGAGAAAGCCGACAACCUGCGUGCCUCGACGAUGAGGAAAGUGGUUGGGAUCCUGAGCCCGUCCCAGACGGUGCAGUUUCUGUCGGCGGCGACACACUUUCAGCUGCGGGUGAAGGAGGUUCAGUAUGCAGCAGACGGACCAGUGGCGUUUGAAAUUGAAUGAGAGAGUGAAAAUCCCCAACAAAUGUCUCAUCUUACGCGUGCGUGCGUGCAUUUGGGUUUUUAACUUGGCUGCUGAAAACUGAAACUGGGAAUUUUUCACUAUUAGGAGCUUUUUUC